This is a messenger RNA of Rhizophagus irregularis DAOM 181602=DAOM 197198, 2908 nucleotides long. RefSeq lists its product as uncharacterized. Gene Ontology annotation, cellular component: phagophore assembly site; cytosol; cytoplasm. The record is from RefSeq and is a predicted model, not a curated record. NCBI's taxonomy places the organism in Eukaryota, Fungi, Glomeromycota, Glomeromycetes, Glomerales, Glomeraceae. Gene Ontology annotation, molecular function: protein serine/threonine kinase activity; ATP binding. Gene Ontology annotation, biological process: regulation of autophagy; protein autophosphorylation; autophagosome assembly.
AUGGACAUGUUUUCUUUUGGACUCGUUUUAUAUUUUCUUGAAACAGGUCAUCACUAUUGGGAUGGAGAGAAUGAAAUAAUGAAAGAAGAAUUGAUAUCAACGAAACACUUGAUAAUUGAUGUUCAAGAUCCUACUGCCUGUUUUAUUAUAAAAGAACUACUUAGUAAAACUAUUUUAAGUAGAAUGUCACUGCAGAAAUUUGUGCAAUCAACAUAUUAUACCGGAGAAACAGAAACAGAAAACAAAAACAUACAUAGAAUACAUAAUACAAAUCAAACGCAUAAUGUUAUCUUUGAUAAAGCAGUCUUGGAAGAACCAAUGAAUCUUGAUUCUAAUUAUAUAAGUGGAAUGAGCGAAGAAGAAUAUCGAUUAUAUAGAGCAUUUAAACCUUUUUUUGAAAGUUAUCACAACGAAAUGAAAAAAAACUUAGAAGAGAUGGGUAGUAAAAUUGAUAAUUGUACGGAUGCCGUAAAGGACUUAACUAAGAAAAUUCCACAAUGGUUGGUCAAAGUUAAAAAUGAAAAAGUUCCAAGAGUGUUUGUUAUAUUCCCUGAUGAAAAAGAUUGGAAAAAACCAACAACAUGGAUGUUGGCAAAACCAUUUCGUCUUUUAUUUGUUUGCGAACACAAAGAUCAAUGGCACCUUCCAAAACAAAAAGGCUAUAAAGUUCUUAAAAUUCCUCAAUUUAUUAAAAAAUAUGGACCUUGGAUAAAUCUCUGCUUAAAAGUACUAUCUAGCGCUGUGGGAAUUAUGGCAUCAAAUUUAUUUGCCGACGGUGUUGCUGAUUUUCUAUCGACGAUAUUUAAUCUAGCUGAUAAUUCUGACAUUAUACAACAUAUUCAAGAAAUUAUUGAUACAGUUGAUAGUGGUGUAAAAACUAUAUGCGAUGAACUACCUAACUUUAAUCCUUUGAAUAAUGAGAGUAACACUCCCUAUAAAAUAAUAAAUGAAUCAGGACUUCGCGAACUCAAAAAUUUUCUCGAUACACAGGAAAAUGCGGGUCAUUUUGGUGGAUUAGUACAAUGUGUUGAAGAAGAAACUGGAGAAAUAUUAUGGUUAUGUGAAGAACAUAGAGAUGGAUAUAGUGUUAAACGAACUGACCCAGUUGUUUCGGAUUCUCCUCCAACAUCACCUCGAGAAUGUCCACCACGUGUUUUAUCAAGACCUCAUCCUACGAGAUUAAAGAAUAUAAACAAACAACUACCAAAACUUCCAUUACCUACUUCUCCUGUUUUUCCUGUUUCUCCGGUUUCUCCGGCUUCUUCUACUGAUACUUUAUUCGUGGAAGCAGAUGGUGAUGGUAAAAAAUUAUACUUAGAUCCAACACAACAAUUAGAAAAUAUAUGCCAAAUACUUUUCGAAGUAAUAGAUAACGCAGAUGCAUCUAGAAGACGACAUUUUAGAACCGAUGAUAUUAGGGAAAUUGCACAGAAAAUGCGUGGACAUGUAAAUAGUUUUAGACUUUUAAGUCCAAUUUGGUAUGAUGAAAUUCAAAAGGUUAAAUUUAUAAGUAUCUUAGAAAAUCAACAAUACAUGUAUAUUCAUUUUCUAAGAUCGAUUGUACGUUAUUGUAUUGUAAAACAUGAUUCUACAGUCGGUUCAAAAACAAUGCAAGCGUCAUUUUUGUAUAAUGACUUAUUCGAAAUUAGAAGCAUAAUUAAAGCCGGAAAAUCAUUCAAUGAACAUUUGUCAAAAUUGAUAGAAACUUUGAAAUUAUCGCGAUCUGACAUUCACAAGAAUUCCGCAAUACAAAUUGCAUUAGAUAGUUUCGCUAAUGAGCCUCAACUUAAAGUAAAUGUGUAUGAUAAUUUAAAUAUAAUUAGUGAUAAAGUUUUAUCUAAAUGGUAUCAUAUAGCAAAUCAAACAUUUAUAGAAACUCCGACAGAAACUGAAAACCAAGGAGAACUUUUCAACACAACACCACGAUUUUUAGAUGAUAAGAUUGUCGCGGGGAAAUCGUUAAAAAACUUAAAUAAUAAUGAAACUUUUUCGUGUAUCGAGAAAGAAAUUUAUCUUUACCAUGAACAUAAUUUGAAUAAUAAUGAUUUUAUAAUCAAAUUUCAUGGUUAUUCAGUUUCUAAUUGUAAACCAGUGUUGUUUUAUGAUUAUGCGGAACAUGGUGAUCUCUACACAUAUAUUCAAGUAAAUCAUGAUUCAUCAAGAAAUCUCCUGAAAGAUUGGGGGAAAAAAAUUAAAUUAGCAUGGGAAAUAACUCAGGGCGUAAAAUUUUUGCAUAAUCAAAAAAUUUUACAUUUGGACCUUCGAAGUGCAAAUAUUUUACUGAAAGAAGAUGAAAUGGGGGAGUUGAUACCAACAAUAUCUAAUUUCCUGUGGAGUAGAGACACAUGUGAUAACAAAACUUUCGUGUAUCCAAAAAUAGCAUCUAAAGAAAAAAUUUGGAAAAGAUGGCAUGAUCCGGAUAGAUUGCUUAAUGAAGAAAAUAUUACAUCAUCAUCCGAUAUAUAUAGUUUAGGAUUAUUAUUUUGGGAAAUCGCUUGUUGUGAGAAAGAAAAUUUACCAUUUAAAGGAAUUCAAAUUAAAUAUCUUUAUAGUUAUUUACAUAAAAAUAAUCAAGAAAAAAUGCCAGAGUUACCAAAAGAAUAUCAACGUUGGGAAAAUAUAGUAAAAAAAAUGUGUCACUUAAAAGCAGAAGAACGGUGUAAUAUUGGAAGUGUAGAGAUAAUCAUGGGAAAAUUAUAUAAAAGAAGAUCAGAAUCACAGUCUUCUGUCUCAACUCUUCAAUCUUUUAAAUCAGAACAGUUGCCUCAAUUUUCUAUCUCUCAAUUUAAAGAUACUGAGACCUAAAUAUUAUUAGAUACAUUUAUUUAAUUUAUUUUGUUUUUUAACCAUUAUUUAUUUUUUUUUAAAAAAAAAAUCGUGUAAUAUAUAUUUAUUAAAUAUACAAUAC